AUGUCUCCUAAACACAGGGUAGAUAAAUAUGAUCUUGAGGAGAUACCAAGAUAUAUUGGAGCCUUUCCCAGCACUCAUUUGGUGCAAAAAGAAGAAACUACUCGUAGUGUUCACUUGCUAUAUGAAAAUAUAGCUGCCAGGGGUUAUGUAACAGCUGUGCCGUGGAUUCAAGGAGGUGUCAGUGGUUUUACAGAAAACUCCAAAGGUUGCUAUAUUUCGCCAUUCCAUGAUAUUCCACUCUACGCUGGAGCUGAAGAGGAUAAUGAAGUUUCAGCAAAAAAGUACAAAUCGAGCGAAGAACAGGCCGUGUUUAAUAUGAUUGUGGAAGUAUCUCGCUGGACUAAUGCUAAAAUGGAGAUUGCCACAAAGGAACCACUCAACCCUAUUAAGCAGGAUGUGAAAAAUGGCAAGCUUAGAUAUGUGUGCAAUAUCUUCCCACACAAGGGUUACAUAUGGAAUUAUGGAGCACUUCCACAGACAUGGGAAGACCCCGAUCACACAGAUAACAGUACUCAGUGUUGUGGUGACAAUGACCCCAUCGAUGUAUGUGAAAUUGGAACAAAGGUGUGCUCUUGUGGUGAAGUAAUUCAGGUGAAGGUCCUUGGUACAGUGGCUCUCAUUGAUGAGGGUGAAACAGACUGGAAAAUAAUUGCAAUCAAUGUAGAUGAUCCAGAGGCUGACAGGUUUACCAAUAUAGAUGAUGUCUAUAAGUACAAGCCAGGCUACCUAGAGGCCACAGUUGAUUGGUUCAGAAGGUACAAGAUCCCUGAUGGAAACCUAGAAAACCAGUUUGCAUUCAAUGGAGAAUUCAAAGAUAAGGAUUUUGCACUGAAAAUUAUAAAAUCUACUCAUGAAUACUGGAGGGCACUGAUACACAGGAAAACAGACAGAGGCAGAAUUGAUUGCACAAAUGUGACUGUGAGUGAUAGCCCUUUCUGCUGCUCUGAAAAGGAAGCCAGAUCCCUUGUACAGUUGACGCCAACACUAAGGAAGGCUCUCCCAGUCCCAUCUGAAGUGGACAACUGGCACUUCUUUGGCAGAUAACCAUUGUGGACACAUCAACUUAUCCUGAGAAUAUCCCUCCAUUUCUCAGUUUUUCAAGUCAAAUGACCAGGUGCAAUCCAAGACAUUACUGGCACAAACUUCAAUCUGACACCACUUCAGUUUUAAUAAAAUUGAAGCUACCAGUUUCAGCAUUACUGAACUGUAUUAUUUAACUUUGUUUUUAGAAAAAAAGAAUUUUGGAUAAAAAUAUGCUUUGUUUGAAUGAAUAACUAAAGCAGUGACAAAAUUAUAAUCAAAACAGAGUUUUGCCUUUAAAACAAACCUCCUACUCAUUGUUCUGUCACACAUUUUGUAGUAAUUAAUGAAGCGCAUGAUGCCAGAGGACUUUGUGUUGAUUUUCUUAAUUCACCUUAUUCUUUUUUCACUAAAGCUUCAGGAGAUAAAAUAAAAAAAAAAAUGGCAUACACAAGUGAACCAAAGUAUAAUGUGUAAUAUUUAAAAAUAAACUUGUUGUCAUUGUU
Molecule: messenger RNA, 1526 nt
Organism: Protopterus annectens (West African lungfish)
Lineage: Eukaryota; Metazoa; Chordata; Ceratodontiformes; Protopteridae
Gene: PPA2
Product: inorganic pyrophosphatase 2
Exons: 13
Coding region: 1-1044 (347 amino acids)
Biological process (GO): phosphate-containing compound metabolic process
Cellular component (GO): cytoplasm
Molecular function (GO): inorganic diphosphate phosphatase activity; magnesium ion binding
Source: RefSeq, a predicted model, not a curated record